This is a messenger RNA of Myxocyprinus asiaticus (Chinese sucker), 2661 nucleotides long. RefSeq names its product dual specificity protein phosphatase 8-like. Gene Ontology annotation, cellular component: cytoplasm. Gene Ontology annotation, biological process: protein dephosphorylation; negative regulation of MAPK cascade. Gene Ontology annotation, molecular function: protein tyrosine/threonine phosphatase activity; MAP kinase tyrosine/serine/threonine phosphatase activity. The record is from RefSeq and is a predicted model, not a curated record. The coding region runs from base 142 to 1758 and encodes 538 amino acids. Lineage: Eukaryota; Metazoa; Chordata; Actinopteri; Cypriniformes; Catostomidae. The transcript has 6 exons.
CUCUUGCAUUGUAUGGACCUACAGAGCUGAGAUAUUCUUAUAAAAUAAUUUGUUUGUGUUCAGCCGAAGAAAUAAAGUCAUACACACCUAGGAUGGCAUGAGGGGAGGGAAAGGGACCAGUAUCCUCCCCGUGUUGCCUGGAUGCCCGUUGACUUGGUGAUCUCUCCUCCGCUGUGGACAGACAUGCACGAGAGCGAGAUGAGGUUGAAGAUGCGCGUCAGGCGCAUCAAGGAAGGGCGAGAUUUGAGAGGUGGCUUUGCAGCAUUCUCCUCGUGUUUUCCUGACCUGUGUGAAAGUAAACAAGCCACUAUUCUGCCUAUCAGCUUGUCCCAACCCUGCCUACCUGUGGCGAAUGUCGGGCCCACCCGUAUCCUGCCCCACCUGUACCUGGGCUCCCAAAGAGACGUCCUCAAUAAGGAACUGAUGGCUCAGAAUGGAAUCACCUACGUUCUGAAUGCCAGUAACACCUGUCCCAAACCUGACUUCAUCAGCGAAAACCACUUCCUGCGCAUUCCCGUCAAUGACAGCUACUGCGAGAAGUUACUUCCUUGGUUGGAGAAAACCAAUGAGUUCAUUGACAAAGCCAAGGUGUCAAACUGCAGUGUCAUCGUCCAUUGCUUGGCUGGCAUAUCCCGUUCUGCAACCAUUGCCAUUGCUUACAUAAUGAAAACUAUGGGACUGUCAUCAGAUGAUGCCUACAGGUUUGUGAAGGAUCGUCGACCAUCAAUAUCUCCAAAUUUCAACUUCUUGGGUCAGCUGCUGGAGUUCGAAAGAGCCUUGCAGAUGAAGAAUCAUGUACCAUGUGAUCCCAUGAGGUUAGCGGAGCAGCAUGAAGAGGUGGAGAGGUUAAAAAAGAUGGAGCAGCAGAGUUCAGAGAGAACUACAGAAGCUACAGAGAUCACCACAAAGCCUCCAUCGCCUACCUCACUACAGAAGGAACUGAGCUCCCUUCAUCUCUCCACAGAGCGAAUCCUUCAAAACAAAAGACUCAAGUGCUCCUUCUCUCUCAACAUCAAGUCUGUUUACUCCUUGAAUCAAAACCAGCAAUCCUUUUCCAAUCUCUCGUCAUCAGACUCUGAAAGCAUACCCAAGUUCUGCAGACUCAACAGCUAUAAGAGCGCUAACAGUGUGUGUCAGUAUCCUUCAAUGGUGGACUGCCCAAGCAAAGUAAGUCACCAAAGAGAGAGACAAGAAAAUGGCAGCUUUGAGAGGUUAUCUUCCACCACUCUUUCCCUCAAUCUGAAGCAGGCCAAUUGUGGGCCAAGAACUCAGGAUUCCAUUUGUGAGACCAACUUGAAGGCGCCGUCUUUCCUCAGCUUGCCGCUGGGUACAUCUGCUACUUGGACCACGCACAGAGGCUCCAAUCAGGCCACCACCCCUAUCACACCAACGAAUGACUGCCCUUGGUUCUUAGGCUCUAAUUUGGCACCAUCUGGAACAGCGAUGGGGAGCUCAGUGCACUUUGGCAGCAGUCCGGGAUAUACAGCAUUCAGCUGCAACAGCCAGUCUGGCACCACCAGCCCCGGCAUACAAAGAAGGGAUAAAACGCAAGAACCCCAGGACUUUCAGAACAGCUGGCUUGAGGAAAGGCAGGCGGUAGUGUGUAGUGUAUCACAAGUGGACACAAAGUACAAGCGGCGCAGCUGCCAAAUGGAGUUUGAAGAGGGUAUUAACACAACGCAAAGCAGUGAGGAAUUCGGGAAGCUGGGGAAGCAGUCAAAUUUCUCUGGUAGCAUGGAGGUCAUUGAGGUAUCAUAACAGAGAUGACAAUAAACUGCAGUAGUGUUGUUUAUCAUAAAGGCAAUAACCCCCAUUGGAAUGACUGAAGAGAGCAAUAAACUGUUUAUUCAUCACAAAUUUCUGUUGUUAAAGAGCUUUUGAGGGAUUUGUUUCUACCCUCUUUCAUUGCCAUUCAUUUGAACAUGGGUUGAAAGAGAUGUAGUGGAGGAAAAGUAAAACGGAUAAACUAAAGAUGAUAUCCAUUGUUUUGUAGCGAUGUAGUGUUGAUGGUGCUGGAGUACCAGUGAAUUUUAGAGACCUUAUGGACUAUAUAACAUGCACGCCAAAGACCUCACAGAGGGACCUUAUUCUGGCAUGUCAUCCAAAGGUACACUCAAAAUAAAGGACAUGUAGCAUGAUCAUACAAAGAUGUUAAACAUGAAUGAAUGAUUGAAGUGUGUGUUUAUGCUGAUUUCAUGCAAAUUAGGGCAACUUAAAGGUGACUUUUUCUGUCUGAAGGGGAACCCAACUUAGAGAUGUAAUUGGUGUGCAACAUUUUUUUUUCAGUGCCCAAUGUUAUAUUUAUGUUCUAUAAAUUGAGUAAUAAGGGCAAUUGCAUUCAAUAAUGUUAUUAUUCAGUGUUAUCAUCAAUUGUAUCCACUAUGUAAUAGGAGAGUGAAAAUAUGAAGUAUAUGUUCAAGCUGAGAUUCUUUCAGUUCUACUACUGUGCAGUGAGCAUGCUCAGGAUGGCUGGCUACCUACAAUAAUAUAUGCUGCUUCCAGCAGCACUAUGUACUAAGCUGUAAAUCUAGACAUUUUUGCAUAUAUAUGUGUAAAUGAAAUUUACUUAAUUCAGUAUUUAAAAUGUCACUCAUUGUUGCUUUAAUUUAUUUUAUUGGUUUCAUUCUGGCAAUGAGCAAUAAUAUAUUAUUUGAAAACCUU